Messenger RNA from Nomascus leucogenys (northern white-cheeked gibbon), 3459 nucleotides. It is a transcript of the gene RNF43, whose product is annotated as ring finger protein 43. Gene Ontology annotation, biological process: Wnt receptor catabolic process; ubiquitin-dependent protein catabolic process. Gene Ontology annotation, molecular function: frizzled binding; ubiquitin protein ligase activity. The record is from RefSeq and is a predicted model, not a curated record. NCBI's taxonomy places the organism in Eukaryota, Metazoa, Chordata, Mammalia, Primates, Hylobatidae.
UACCUCCCUAGAAUAAUGGAGAGGUAUAUGGCUCUCACAGCUCACUCCUGCUGCCUAAAGCCUCCCUAACCCAAGUCUGUCUCUCUCUGCAGUCCCACCCCCUGUACCUGUGCAAUGCCAGUGAUGACGACAAUCUGGAGCCUGGAUUCAUCAGCAUCGUCAAGCUGGAGAGUCCUCGACGGGCCCCCCGCCCCUGCCUGUCACUGGCCAGCAAGGCUCGGAUGGCGGGUGAGCGAGGAGCCAGUGCUGUCCUCUUUGACAUCACUGAGGAUCGAGCUGCUGCUGAGCAGCUGCAGCAGCCGCUGGGGCUGACCUGGCCAGUGGUGUUGAUCUGGGGUAAUGACGCUGAGAAGCUGAUGGAGUUUGUGUACAAGAACCAAAAGGCCCAUGUGAGGAUCGAGCUGAAGGAGCCCCCGGCCUGGCCAGAUUAUGAUGUGUGGAUCCUUCUGACAGUGGUGGGCACCAUCUUUGUGAUCAUCCUGGCUUCGGUGCUGCGCAUCCGGUGCCGCCCCCGCCACAGCAGGCCGGAUCCGCUUCAGCAGAGAACAGCCUGGGCCAUCAGCCAGCUGGCCACCAGGAGGUACCAGGCCAGCAGCAGGCAGGCCCGGGGUGAGUGGCCAGACUCAGGGAGCAGCUGCAGCUCAGCCCCUGUGUGUGCCAUCUGUCUGGAGGAGUUCUCUGAGGGGCAGGAGCUACGGGUCAUUUCCUGCCUCCAUGAGUUCCAUCGUAACUGUGUGGACCCCUGGUUACAUCAGCAUCGGACUUGCCCCCUCUGCAUGUUCAACAUCAUAGAGGGAGAUUCAUUUUCCCAGUCCCUGGGACCCUCUCGAUCUUACCAAGAACCAGGUCGAAGACUCCACCUCAUUCGCCAGCAUCCCGGCCAUGCCCACUACCACCUCCCUGCUGCCUACCUGUUGGGCCCUUCCCAGAGUGCAGUGGCUCGGCCCCCACGACCUGGUCCCUUCCUGCCAUCCCAGGAGCCAGGCAUGGGCCCUCGGCAUCACCGCUUCCCCAGAGCUGCACAUCCCCGGGCUCCAGGAGAGCAGCAGCGCCUGGCAGGAGCCCAGCACCCCUAUGCACAAGGCUGGGGACUGAGCCACCUCCAAUCCACCUCACAGCACCCUGCUGCUUGCCCAGUGCCCCUACGCCGGGCCAGGCCCCCUGACAGCAGUGGAUCUGGAGAAAGCUAUUGCACAGAACGCAGUGGGUACCUGGCAGAUGGGCCAGCCAGUGACUCCAGCUCAGGGCCCUGUCAUGGCUCUUCCAGUGACUCCGUGGUCAACUGCACGGACAUCAGCCUACAGGGGGUCCAUGGCAGCAGUUCUACCUUCUGCAGCUCCCUAAGCAGUGACUUUGACCCCCUAGUGUACUGCAGCCCUGAAGGGGAUCCCCAGCGAGCGGACAUGCAGCCUAGCGUGACUUCUCGGCCUCGUUCCUUGGACUCGGUGGUGCCCACAGGGGAAACCCAGGUUUCCAGCCAUGUCCACUACCACCGCCACCGGCACCACCACUACAAAAAGCGGUUCCAGUGGCAUGGCAGGAAGCCUGGCCCAGAAACUGGGGUCCCCCAGUCCAGGCCUCCUAUUCCUCGGACACAGCCCCAGCCGGAGCCACCUUCUCCUGAUCAGCAAGUCACCAGAUCCAACUCAGCAGCCCCUUUGGGGCGGCUCUCUAACCCACAGUGCCCCAGGGCCCUCCCUGAGCCAGCCCCUGGCCCAGUUGAAGCCUCCAGCAUCUGCCCCAGUACCAGCAGUCUGUUCAACUUGCAAAAAUCCAGCCUCUCUGCCCGACACCCACAGAGGAAAAGGCGGGGGGGUCCCUCCGAGCCCAGCCCUGGCUCUCGGCCCCAGGAUGCAACUGUGCACCCAGCUUGCCAGAUUUUUCCCCAUUACACCUCCAGUGUGGCAUAUCCUUGGUCCCCAGAGGCACACCCCUUGAUCUUUGGACCUCCAGGCCUGGACAGGAGGCUACUACCAGAAACCCCAGGCCCCUGUUACUCAAAUUCACAGCCAGUGUGGUUGUGUCUGACUCCUCGCCAGCCCCCGGAACCACAUCCACCUGGGGAGGGGCCUUCUGAAUGGAGUUCUGACACCGCAGAGGGCAGGCCAUGCCCUUAUCCACACUGCCAGGUGCUGUCAGCCCAGCUUGGCUCAGAGGAGGAACUCGAGGAGCUGUGUGAACAGGCUGUGUGAGAUGUUCAGGCCUAGCUCCAACCAAGAGUGUGCUCCAGAUGUGUUUGGGCCCUGCCUGGCACAGAGUCCUGCUCCUGGGAAAGGAAAGGACCACGGCAAACGCCAUUCUUUUUGCCAUACUUCCUAGAAGCACUGGAAGAGGACUGGUGAUGGUGGAGGGUGGGAGGGUGCCGUUUCCUGCUCCAGCUCCAGACCUUGUCUGCAGAACACAUCUGUAGUGCAGGAAAUCCAUGUCCAGCCAGGCAACCAGCUGCUGCCUGUGGUGUGUGUGGGCUGGAUCCCUUGAAGGCUGAGUUUUUGAGGGCAGAAAGCUAGCUAUGGGUAGCCAGGUGUUACAAAGGUGCUGCUCCUUCCCCAACGCCUACUUGGUCUCCCUCACCCCAAGCCUCAUGUUCAUACCAGCCAGUGGGUUCAGCAGAACGCAUGACACCUUAUCACCUCCCUCCUCGGGUGAGCUCUGCACACCAGCUUUGGCCCCUCCACAGUAAGGCUGCUACAUCGGGGCAACCCUGGCUCUAUCAUUUUCCUUUUUUGCCAAAAGGACCAGGAGCAUAGGUGAGCCCUGAGCACUAAAAGGAGGGGUCCCUGAAGCUUUCCCACUAUAGUGUGGAGUUCUGUCCCUGAGGUGGGUAUAGCAGCCUUGGUUCCUCUAGGGGUUGAGAGUAAGAAUAGUGGGGAGGGAAAAACUCCUCCUUGAAGAUUUCCUGUCUCAGAGUCCCAGAGCAGGUAGAAAGGAGGAAUUUCUGCUGGACUUCAUCUGGGCAGAGGAAGGAUGGAAUGAAGGUAGAAAAGGCAGAAUUACAGCUGAGCGGGGACAACAAAGAGUUCUUCUCUGGGAGAAGUUUUGUCUCAGAGCAAGGAUGGAAAAUGGAGACAACAAAGGAAAAGCAAAGUGUGACCCUUGGGUUUGGACGGCCCAGAGGCCCAGCUCCCCAGUAUAAGCCAUACAGGCCAGGGACCCACAGGAGAGUGGAUUAGAGCACAAGCCUGGCCUGAGUGAGUGGACAAGAGCUGAGGGGCCUCAUCAGGGUGACGUUCACCCCAGGGCAGCCUGACCACUGUUAGCCCCGCAGGCACUAUCCCAUUUGGAAUGUGAAUGUGGUGGCAAAGUGGGCACAGGACCCCACCCGGGAACCUUCUUCCCUCAGUUAGUGGGGAGACUAGCACCUAGGCACCCACAUGGGUAUUUAUAUCUGAACCAGACAGACGCUUGAAUCAGGCACUAUGUUAAGAAAUAUAUUUAUUUGCUAAUAUAUUUAUCCACAAA